This is a messenger RNA of Aspergillus eucalypticola CBS 122712, 440 nucleotides long. RefSeq lists its product as uncharacterized. The coding region runs from base 182 to 403 and encodes 73 amino acids. The record is from RefSeq and is a predicted model, not a curated record. NCBI's taxonomy places the organism in Eukaryota, Fungi, Ascomycota, Eurotiomycetes, Eurotiales, Aspergillaceae. The transcript has a single exon.
UUAGUGAACCAGGGGGGACCAUUUCACACAGGACCAGUGAAGCAGCAGCAGACGGGAAAUAAUCCUGUGGCGCUGGUGGCGUUGAUAUUGUGAGCGAUUUCGUCCCAGUGCACAUAUUCUAUUGGAAGGGCGUCAAAGGUCGCGGAUGUUAGGACGGCUAUGGUGACGGCGACGUACAUGGAUGUGGUUAUUGAUCCGGGGUUAUUUCGGGGCAGGAAUUGUAUGCGGAAUCGUAGGGUUUUAUGUUAAUGAUGCAGACCACCGGGUUUCUUGCCGGUGCUGGGGCGAUGAAGACGGAGGUCUGACGGUGUUGUGUAUAUGGUUCCCUAAAGAGUGUGGGCUGACGGGGAUCUCGAUAGACAUACAUAGAUCACAGCGAUGUACCCUCGCAAGCACAACAUGACUAGUGCAACCAUGAACACUGAUUUUGUGAACAGUAC